AUGUUGGAAGAAUUUGAGCGUCUUGUUAGGAUUCCCAUGAAGAAUAAGACAUUGUUUGAAGGGGUGGACGAAUCUUUGCAACCCAAAGUCAUUGCUAAAGCCAUUCACAUGGACAAGGGAGAGGCUGAAGCUCUCCUAGAGGUCAAAGGGAAUACUAAAGGGUUCUCACUAAAUUUCCUUUUGGAAAGAGCUUGUACCUUGUUAAAAGCGGAAAGUUGGGACUCUUGUUACUCUAAUAUUGCUUUGGCUAUCUAUGGCAUCAUCUUAUUCCCAAAUAUUGAUGGGUUUAUAGACAUGGUUGCUAUUUGCGUUUUUCUCAUCGAAAAUCCAGUGCCUACCUUGUUAGCAGAUGUUUAUUAUUACAUGAGCCAUAGGUACACCAAGAAGACGGGAAUGAUUGCUUGUUAUGCUCCUCUCUUAUACCAGUGGUUCUUAGAGCAUCUUCCAAAGACAUGUGUUUUUGUGGAACGAACAGACGCUAGUUGGCCUCAGAGGUUGGGAUCACUCCGAUCUGAAGAUCUUUCCUCGAAUUCCAAAGAAUAUAUUGGUAUGGACAUUAUAUUCAGCUGUGGGGACUUUCCUAAUUUACCACUCAUUGGAACUCAAGGGUGUGUCAAUUCUAACCCGGUUUUAUCACUGAGACAACUUGGUUACCCAAUGGAGGGUCCUCCGGAUGCAAGCUCCUUGGAAGCCUUAUUGUUGCUUGACUUAGGGGUUGAGAAUCCUAUCCUAUUCCAAAGGAUCAUAGAGGCUUGGAAAAGGGUCAAUCGAAAAGGGAAAGCUGGCCUAAGGAGAAUUAAUGGGAUCAAUAAAGAACCGUAUUUUCAUUGGGUAAAGGAAAGGGAGGAGGUGAUCAAAAUACCAUUCAUCAUUCAGAUACCUGUACCUCUUCCCGAGCCUAAACUUACCCAUAUCCCCAUUGAGGAGGUAUAG
This is a messenger RNA of Lathyrus oleraceus (garden pea), 933 nucleotides long. RefSeq lists its product as uncharacterized. NCBI's taxonomy places the organism in Eukaryota, Viridiplantae, Streptophyta, Magnoliopsida, Fabales, Fabaceae. The record is from RefSeq and is a predicted model, not a curated record. The transcript has a single exon. The coding region runs from base 1 to 933 and encodes 310 amino acids.